CGCCAUAGUAGGAUUAGCCACCAGGUUUACCCUGAUUCUCCAUGGCAGCUCUUUUAGUUAGAAAAUGCGUCGGUACCUUCGUAUCCUGUUCCUUUUCACGUUAUUGAUCUUCUGCUCGGUGUUGUUUAGAUUUAAUCAGCUCGUGUCGUCGCUGGAGAGCGCGAAUCAUCUGGCGCGAGCACACCGGAUACGGGAAGAAGAGUCGGGCCUCAGUGCACGCGACAGGUGUAAUUCAGUGUCACUCACUCACUGGAACCCCUAUGGGAGACCGACACCUGCUGUUUGUGGCAAGAACUGCUGUAUGGAUGCGGCUCUUAGGUACACUGUGUCCGGCAGUCAGGAGCGUUUGGAGCCCGUCGGUGUGGCGGUGGUGGCGUGCGGCUCCAGGUUACAGGAAACGCUCACCAUGCUGAAAUCUGCCAUUCUCUUCAGCCGCAGAGAUUUGCACUUUUAUAUUUUUGCAGAAGACGAGCUCCACGACGGCUUCAGACAGACGUUGGACUCGUGCGGAGAGAAUCCCUCAAAGUUCAACUACAGUAUUUAUCCCAUCAGUUUCCAUGACAACAGCCGAGAAUGGAAGAAACUCUUCAAGCCCUGCGCUUCUCAAAGACUCUUCCUUCCUCUGAUCUUAAAGGAAGUGGACUCUGUGCUGUGCGUGGACACCGACAUCUUGUUCCUGCGGCCGGUGGAGGACAUCUGGAAGUUUCUCUCCGGGUUUAACGGCAGUCGCGUGGCCGCUAUGGCACCGGAACGCGAGGAGCCGCGGAUCGGCUGGUAUAACCGCUUCUGGCGACACCCGUAUUACGGCAAGACUGGAGUGAACUCAGGAGUCAUGCUGAUGAACAUGACACGAAUCCGAGCUAAGCGCUUCAAGAAUGACAUGACAACAGUGAAUCUGAAGUGGUCUGAGCUGCUGAUGCCGCUGCUGCAGAAAUAUAAACUGAACAUCACCUGGGGAGAUCAAGACCUGCUCAACAUUAUAUUCCAUCAUAACCCAGAGAGUUUGUUUGUGUUCCCGUGCCAGUGGAAUUACCGUCCGGAUCACUGCAUCUACGGCAGCAACUGCGACACAGCCGAACAACACGGCGUUAACAUUCUCCACGGCAACCGAGGGGUUUACCAUGACGACAAGCAGCCUGCGUUCAGAGCCGUUUAUGACGCCAUUCAGAAGUUUCCAUUUGGAAAAGAUCCAGUCCACAGUUUUCUUCUCCCACUGGAGGAAAAGCUAAAGGACGCAGAACACACGUACUGCGGUCGAGUCCGUCACAUCUUCACCAAACGCCUGCAGGAAAGUGUCCGAGAACUACAGAGAGACGAUGAGAAAACAAGACCAAUCACGUAACGUGUUCGAGAGCUUUGAAUCAUGUUUAUAGUUGUAAUCACUCUCAUAAAACCUCUCCUGACUAGUGACUGUGUAUCACUGAAAUUACUGAUAGAUCACAGACAUCAGUCAGACGGUCAGAAGCUGACAAUCAGUGGACAUGUAAACACAUAACCGUGUUGUGAAAUACUCUUAAUAACAGCGAGAACUGACAAUAAAUGCACUAAAUGACCUUCAUAAUGUACAUUACAUGGUCAACUCGUGUGUGUGAAUGAGAGUAAAUCCCAGCAGACAUGUUGAACAUUUAGUGGAAAGAUGAUCAGAAGAGUGGAAGCUCUUAUUCAUGACAGUAGUGCUGAAAUCACGUGUUUUUCAGGGGUUCACAAACGUUUUGGCCAUAUAAUAUAUGUUCAAAUGGUCAAUGGUUGAAUAUUUGAGUUAUAGAUUUGGUUCUUAUUGCAUCUAUUUAAGUGGUACAGAUUUAAUUUACAUAAUUGUAUUUUAAUGAUGGUGAUUUUUUUUAUUAUUAUUUUACAAUACAGAAUUUUGAAAAUAAUUAUUUAUGUGAAAAUAAAUACAUGUUGUACACAAAAUAUGACAUUGUUCGUAAGUUUACAAAUUUGUUUUGUUUUUCUGAUUAUUUGUCAAUCUGUUGUUGGGGGCUUAAAAUUUGUAAAUGUGUAAAUGUAAAUUCUUGUGCCAUUUGAAAAUCACAUAUUAUAAAACUGUAUGAUUCUAAAAUUUAAUUAAUAAUUUAGAUUUGUAUUUUUUUGUCAAUAGCUCAUUUAUUUAAGUGUCAGGUUUUGUCAGUGUUUUGGGGGUAUUUAAAGCAUUCAUGAUUUCACCUGCAUCCAUUUGUCAUAAUGGGUGAAAACACGUCUAGCUCAUAUUUCAUCCCAAAAUCAAAAGAAACAAGAAUUAGAUUUUUGACAUUGUUGCAUUAACAAUUAAGCUCCAAAACAAAAAGCUGCUCGUGGUGGCGCAGUGACUCGCCUCAAUCCGGGUGGCAGAGGACGAAUCUCAGUUGCGUCUGAGACCGUCAAUUCGCGCAUCUUAUCACGUGACUUGUUGAGCGCGUUACCGUGGAGACGUAGUGCGUGUGGAGGCUUCACGCUAUUCUCCACAGCAUCCACGCACAACUCGCCACACGCCCCACCGAGAGCGAGAACCACAUUAUAGUGACCACGAGGAGGUUACCCCAUGUGACUCUACCCUCCCUAGCAACCGGCCAAUUUGGUUACCCCAUGUGACUCUACCCUCCCUAGCAACCGGCCAAUUUGGUUACCCCAUGUGACUCUACCCUCCCUAGCAACCGGCCAAUUUGGUUACCCCAUGUGACUCUACCCUCCCUAGCAACCGGCCAAUUUGGUUACCCCAUGUGACUCUACCCUCCCUAGCAACCGGCCCAAUUUGGUUACCCCAUGUGACUCUACCCUCCCUAGCAACCGGCCAAUUUGGUUACCCCAUGUGACUCUACCCUCCCUAGCAACCGGCCAAUUUGGUUGCUAAGGAGACCUGACUGGAGUCACUCAGCAUAUCAGUUGUACAUUAUUACAGUGCAACAUAUAAAUGCAUAUCUUGGGUAAAUGAAAAAUGUAUAUAUUUAAUAUUGAAAUGUUGAACUGACCACAAGAUAAAGAAUUAUUGUAAGUGUGUAUCAUAAACUGAGAAUCGUGUCAGUGUCUCAAUCGUAAAAUGGGUUUGUAAUGUAAAUCUCAAUGAUGCAGUAUAUUUUUAUUAUAAAAAUUUUUUC
This is a messenger RNA of Xyrauchen texanus (razorback sucker), 3074 nucleotides long. It is a transcript of the gene gxylt1a, whose product is annotated as glucoside xylosyltransferase 1a. The record is from RefSeq and is a predicted model, not a curated record. Gene Ontology annotation, molecular function: UDP-xylosyltransferase activity. Gene Ontology annotation, biological process: protein O-linked glycosylation via N-acetylgalactosamine. NCBI's taxonomy places the organism in Eukaryota, Metazoa, Chordata, Actinopteri, Cypriniformes, Catostomidae.